GGCUAGCGUCGCUCCUGGACUCUGGGGAAAGGACCGCACCACUUUGGCGAUCCUAAGCAGAGGCUGACAUGCCACGUACGGGACACCCUCAAGGCUGCUCAGCCCGACUAUUCUUGUCUGUAGAUAUAAAUCUCCCUGGAAUGGCCCCAUUUGGCACAGUUGUCGAGUCUAUCUCAAACCAUUCUCAUUCAUCUGGCACCCACAAAACGAAUAGUUACUCUUGAAGACUCGCCUCAGUAUCUGGCCACAAUACCUCUCUGCUCUUUCUAUCGACACCACUUCUGAAACAAACCAACGCUUGUGUCAAAACUUCUCUCCAAGUUUAAAUAUUUAACAUGAUCGCACCCGCUGCUCCCAGACCCAUCAAGCCUCUCCCAGGCACAAAAUAUGGACCCGCGGUGGCAGUAGUCGUCUCUCUUACAGCCGUGGCCACCUUCAUCCGCUGGCAGCUCCAGGUCGAAUCGCGAACCAUGGACCGCAUGUUUGCGCAAUACCAGAACCCGCAGAGCGAAGCCUCACGACAAAAGAUCUUUGGGGAGAUGGGUCAGGCCGACCCAAGGAGAAGUCUCUUCAAUGUCUUGAGCUGGGGGAAAGAGAUGAAGUAAUCAAUUGUCGGUAAUAUCUUGGGCGAAGGGGGAAAGAGUUGGAAGUGUGGCGACAAGACGCGCCUGAGCUUGGCACAAGAGAAAGACUUGGGUGCCUAGGUCGGAGUUUGGGAAUUGCAAUUUUCGGAUACAGCGUGUCUAUUGGGUCAGUACAGACCAGACCAGACCAGACUUGUAUGUCAAUAUUAUUUUGUCUUUACAAC
Cryphonectria parasitica EP155 is the source of this 808-nucleotide messenger RNA. RefSeq lists its product as uncharacterized. The record is from RefSeq and is a predicted model, not a curated record. The coding region runs from base 336 to 605 and encodes 89 amino acids. Lineage: Eukaryota; Fungi; Ascomycota; Sordariomycetes; Diaporthales; Cryphonectriaceae. The transcript is spliced from 3 exons.